CACACGUCACAAGUAUUUUUCUCUCCAUAAUAGAAUUUGGUGUUUUCGUGUUUGCAAAAUUUAGAGAAAGAAAGAAGAACGUUCGAUAGAUUUAAAAAAAUCCACACGUGUGGAUAUCAAUUAAUUGUUAUAAAUUAAAACUGGACUUAUAAAAUAUAUGUGAAUUAAAAGGCCAUACGAAUUGAAAGGCUCCUAAAGUUAAUACUCCUAGGGAAGCCUUUGUUGGGAGCAGAGCAAAGUAGCAGAGGCAGCAGCAGCAGCUUACAUAGAAAAUUAAUCAGCAAUCAAUUUUCCUUUGUAUUGCUGCCAACAAAAAAGAAGAAAAAAAGCACACACACCUAAGAGGAAAAGGACCGUCUGCUCCUAAGAUCCAGCUCAAGCACCGCCAUCAUCCAUAGAGCCAAAUAAAAAAUGUCGGGAGAAGAAACAUCAGCUGACCGUAAUGUGGAGAUAUGGAAGAUUAAGAAACUAAUUAAAAGUCUGGAAAUGGCUAGAGGCAAUGGGACCAGCAUGAUAUCCUUAAUAAUACCGCCCAAGGAUCAAAUUUCGCGAGUCAGCAAAAUGUUGGCUGAUGAAUUUGGAACCGCGUCAAACAUUAAGUCUCGCGUAAAUCGUCUUUCAGUUUUAGGUGCUAUUACCUCGGUACAGCAUAGAUUAAAAUUGUAUACCAAAGUGCCUCCUAAUGGUUUGGUCAUUUAUUGUGGUACAAUUGUCACCGAGGAAGGCAAAGAGAAGAAGGUCAACAUCGAUUUUGAGCCUUUCAAGCCCAUUAACACUUCAUUGUAUCUGUGCGACAAUAAGUUCCAUACUGAAGCUUUGACAGCUCUUCUGGCUGAUGACAAUAAAUUUGGCUUUAUUGUUAUGGAUGGUAAUGGGGCUUUGUUUGGCACAUUGCAGGGCAAUACACGAGAAGUUCUACACAAAUUCACCGUUGACUUGCCGAAGAAGCACGGGCGUGGUGGUCAAUCAGCAUUGCGUUUUGCUCGUCUGCGCAUGGAGAAACGUCAUAAUUAUGUGCGAAAAGUCGCUGAGGUAGCCACGCAGUUGUUCAUAACCAACGAUAAGCCAAAUAUUGCUGGUCUUAUAUUAGCCGGUAGUGCCGAUUUUAAAACUGAACUGAGUCAAUCGGAUAUGUUCGAUCCGAGAUUACAAUCGAAAAUAAUCAAACUUGUGGAUGUCUCAUAUGGCGGUGAGAAUGGUUUCAAUCAGGCUAUUGAAUUGGCCGCUGAAUCGCUGCAAAAUGUUAAAUUUAUACAGGAGAAAAAAUUAAUUGGCCGUUACUUUGAUGAAAUUUCUCAGGAUACGGGCAAAUAUUGUUUUGGUGUUGAAGAUACGUUGCGUGCUUUAGAAUUGGGCUCUGUUGAGACAUUGAUAUGUUGGGAGAAUUUGGAUAUCCAAAGAUAUGUCUUGAAAAAUCAUGCAAAUUCAACGGCAACCACGGUAUUGCAUUUAACGCCGGAACAAGAAAAGGACAAGUCGCAUUUUACGGAUAAAGAGACUGGUGUUGAAAUGGAGCUUAUUGAAUCACAGCCUCUAUUGGAAUGGCUGGCGAACAAUUAUAAAAUGUUUGGGGCCACGCUCGAAAUUAUUACCGACAAAUCCCAGGAGGGAAGUCAAUUUGUGCGUGGCUUUGGUGGUAUAGGAGGAAUUUUACGAUAUAAAGUUGACUUUCAAUCAUUGCAAGCCGAUGAACCAUUGGAAGAUGUUGAUCUUGACGAUUAUUAAAUCUGUUAAUACGUACCACAAUAUAUAUAUUAUGAUGAUGAUGAUGAUGACGAUGGCGAUUAAGUCGAAUGAAGCAGCUUGUUUGAAUAACUUAAUGAUGAUAUCUUGCAGUCCAAGUCCAAUAAAGAAAAAAUUUGUCAUUGACCAAAAACUAAUAAAAACAAAAACAUCUCAGUGACACUAUAAUGUCUA
Messenger RNA from Stomoxys calcitrans (stable fly), 1917 nucleotides. It is a transcript of the gene eRF1, whose product is annotated as eukaryotic peptide chain release factor subunit 1. Lineage: Eukaryota; Metazoa; Arthropoda; Insecta; Diptera; Muscidae. The record is from RefSeq and is a predicted model, not a curated record. The transcript is spliced from 7 exons. Gene Ontology annotation, molecular function: sequence-specific mRNA binding; translation release factor activity, codon specific. The coding region runs from base 412 to 1725 and encodes 437 amino acids. Gene Ontology annotation, cellular component: translation release factor complex; cytosol. Gene Ontology annotation, biological process: cytoplasmic translational termination.